Papaver somniferum (opium poppy) is the source of this 495-nucleotide messenger RNA. RefSeq names its product histone H4. NCBI's taxonomy places the organism in Eukaryota, Viridiplantae, Streptophyta, Magnoliopsida, Ranunculales, Papaveraceae. Bases 45 to 356 code for a protein of 103 amino acids. Gene Ontology annotation, biological process: nucleosome assembly. The record is from RefSeq and is a predicted model, not a curated record. Gene Ontology annotation, molecular function: DNA binding; protein heterodimerization activity; structural constituent of chromatin. The transcript has a single exon. Gene Ontology annotation, cellular component: nucleosome.
UCAAAAUCGAUUAAAACUUUUAUUUGGGCAGAGAAAGAGAGAAAAUGUCAGGAAGAGGAAAAGGAGGAAAGGGUUUGGGAAAGGGAGGAGCAAAGAGGCACAGGAAGGUAUUGAGAGAUAACAUUCAAGGAAUCACUAAACCAGCAAUCAGAAGAUUAGCGAGGAGAGGUGGUGUGAAACGUAUUAGUGGAUUGAUUUAUGAAGAGACUCGUGGUGUUCUUAAGAUCUUCUUGGAGAAUGUCAUCCGUGAUGCUGUUACUUACACUGAACAUGCUAGGAGGAAGACUGUCACUGCAAUGGAUGUUGUCUAUGCUCUUAAGAGGCAAGGAAGAACUCUCUACGGAUUUGGGGGUUAGGGUUUUAUAUGUUUUGUAAAGAAAGUUUAGAUCUGGGUUUUAAUUUGUUUGUUUUCUUUUUGGUUUCACAUGAUGUACCAACCUGGAAAUUAACAUGAUGAAUGUGAAAUGUUUUGAGAAUCAGUAGUUUGUUUCUGUU